Mya arenaria is the source of this 3027-nucleotide messenger RNA. Its product is annotated as transmembrane protein 127-like. NCBI's taxonomy places the organism in Eukaryota, Metazoa, Mollusca, Bivalvia, Myida, Myidae. The transcript is spliced from 3 exons. Gene Ontology annotation, biological process: negative regulation of TOR signaling; negative regulation of cell population proliferation. The record is from RefSeq and is a predicted model, not a curated record. The coding region runs from base 101 to 967 and encodes 288 amino acids. Gene Ontology annotation, cellular component: membrane.
CUUCCGGUAAAAUGUCAAACAAAACAAGUUUGUUUGAAAACAUAAUUAACUUUAUUUAAUAAACGAAUAGAAAGAUCUAGUCUCGACUCAAACCAUAAACAUGCCUUCCCGCUCCGAUGGAACAGAACCUAGCACUCGGCGGAGUAGAUCUCGGAGGAGGAGUCGCCAUCGAGGACAUCACAGACACCACAGUUCCAGAUCUCGAACAAGGGUCCGAGUUAAAAACGGGGAGAAAAACUUUCUAGCUGCAGUCUGUAAUAUGCUGGCUAUAGUGCUACUGUGUGCAUCACUAACUGAGCCCAAAUGGAUAACACUGAGUGGUGGUGGAUGUCAAGUGAAUGAUGAACCAUUAAACCAUCUUGGGACUUACCAGUUUUUCUACCCUGGAAAAAUUCUAUCAGAAGACAAAGGGUUUGGUGAUGGAAAUGGAAAGCAUAUUAUCUACCAAUUUGGCCCUGAUCUUAAAGACCAAAUGGACAACUGUGUUAACUACAAAGCAGCUUUACUGAUGAAGACAGUAAUAGCAUUCUGCUUUCUUGCCAUUCUGUCAAGUCUGGCCGGGUUUAUUCUCGACCUAACUGUUCCGCAGAACAGGCCAGCCCAACUGCUGCAGAGAAAUGCUAUCCCAAGCAUCAUUACAGUGAUACAGAGUGUGGUGAUCAACUUAUUCUGCUAUUGGCUCGCUACAGAAGUGGAAAUUCUACAGACAGAGACUAAGCCACACCCAGGCAGUAAAGUUUUGGUUGACUUUGCCAUCAGUUUCUAUGUUAUAACAGCUGCAGGUGGCCUCAGUGUGUUAGCCACAGCAUUCAACUGUCUUCGUCGUUAUCCCUUAUACGAGGACAGUCAAGGAGAAUCACUCUUGGAUGAAUAUGAAGGCCUGGAGGCCCUACUUCCCCCACCCCCAGCCCCUGACAGGAGCCUGUCACCGAACUCUCUUCCAGCCCCUCCCGCAUACUCCCCGUGAUAAUCAUAGAUUCCUGCUCCUGUUAAACAGACUAAUAGCAGCCCAGUGCAUCGCUUUCCUGAAUUCACUCUUUCUUAUAAUGUUACCCAGCUCUCCCUUAAAAUCAACUUUGUCACUGUGUUGACAGAUCAUGGAGCUUGAAUGGUUCAAUGUCAACAAUUGCCCAGAGAGUGCUGCGGUUUAUCUUAGGACCCAUUAAUAAUAAAUUUUAAAUGAUCUUUAGUGUUUCAAAUAGUAUUGAUUAAAAAAUCAGAGUUUUGGCACAAUUUUCUCUCAGUUUCUUGUGAUAUUUGUGUUGCAAUCUUCUAGUGUUUUUUGUUUGUUUUAUCUUAUGUAAUUGUAUGUUCAAUUGACAAAUCUCUCCCAAGGAUAUAAAUGUACAUGUAGUGCUAAUAACUCCCCGUACAUUUUCCUCUUUCUUUGCUUUCUUUUAUUAUUUGAUGUAUAAUACAAUGUAAUUCAUAAAUUAAAAAUAACUUGAGUGUACAGUAUCUUAUUCAGAAGCUUAUCAUAUUAUUGAUUUUUAUUUUGCAUGCUUUAUAGUGUUUUACCUGUUUUAUUUUUUAUGGCUAUACAUCCGAAACCACAAGGUGUUAUAUGUACAUUAGACCAUUCUUGAUAAUUUCUAUAUCAUACAAAUGAGUGGAAAUUAUGAUCAUGAAUAAUAUUUUUAUUAUUGUUGUCUUGCAUUCAUUUUGUUAACUUAGAUGUUAAAGAGAUUUAAAACUGCACUCUCACAGAUUUACCGUUUUUUCAACUUUUUUAUUUUUUGUCUUGGAAUUAGCAAAUUUUUGCGUAAAUAUCUGCAAACCAGUGAUGAAAGACUUUUGACAAAAGAUCAGAUUGCAGAUUUUCAUAUGUCCAUUCCAAAUUUUAUGUUUUAUGGCUUAAACCGUUACUAACGGUUUAAGAAAAUUGCAAAAUCAUCAAUUUUGGAGAGGAAAUAUGAAAAUCUGAUCUCUUGUCAGCAGUCUUUUAUCACUGCAUUUCAGAUAUUUACUCAAAAAACUACUCGUUCCAAGACAAAAAAUAAAAAAAGUUGUUAAAACGUUUAAUCUGUGAGAGUGCAGCUUUAAGAGCAAUCAUGCGUUACUUCAGGCCCUUAUUUCUCGAACAUUCUUAAUUCCCUUAUAACAGGAUCAAGCUAAACUCACUAUUUUGUUUUGGUUUAAUUUGUGGAGUUCUUACUCCUUUAAGAGCUUUUAGAUUUAAGUAAUGGAUUAUUGUUACUGAUAUUUGCACUAAGCUAUUUUUCAUUUAUCAAAUUCAAAAUCUUAGUGUGUAUUUUGGCUAAUUGAAAUAAGCUAUUAAGCCUGUUAAGCUUAAGAAGUUUCAAUUAAUUUGGGCCUGACCUUUAUUUCUCUUAGCCCCUUUUUUCUUAAGCCCCUUAUAACAAGAUCAAGAAAAGCACAUUUUUUUGUUGGUAUAAUUUGUGUUAUAUCCUCAUUUUAGAGGGUUCUGAGAUGUUUUGAGGAAGUUAUCAUUUACAUGUACAUAAUCAAGAUUAGUGAUGUUUCAAUGAUCGAUUAUAAUUAAAAAUUAUUUGGUUGGGUCUGAAACGUUAAUUUCUGCCAAUUUUCUCCAUUGUGUUCAUGUAUACAUUCAGAAAUGUUCAGUUGUUACAGUUAACAAUAUGGCUGAAAGCAACAGCACUAAAUAUCUUAAAACAUACACAUAACAUAAGCAUAGUUAAUAAGUUUGAGAUAUUGCACAAGGAUAAAACUACAAUUAAGGUAUUGUCAAUAAACGAUUGUACUAUCGAUAAUCUGUAACUUGAGUGGAACCGGUUAUCGAUUAUCAAGAUGAAAUAUUUUUUUAUUUUGUAAACCCAACCUAAAAUUGUUUAUUUGGCUAAAUGAAAUAAAACACUUUUAAGCUUUUUACACUUAAGAUUGUUUGAGAAAUUGGGAACUUAUACUGAAUAUGUUUUCAUAAAAUAUUAGUACUCGUUUCUGUACAUAAUUGCUACAUGUGUGUAUUGUUAUGUUUUAUUGAAUGCAUUUAUUGAGCACAUUUGUACCCGUUUUUACAAUAGAUAAAUAAACACCAUCUGACAUGAU